AUAAACCAUGGUUAAACAUCAAUGGGUUUUUGAGGGAGUUUUGACCAUCUCCCCUUCCGUUCUCCUUCUACCGUCUCUGGUUUUCUAAAUUUUUGUUUGGGAGUGGCAGACGUACGCUGCCAACUGCAACUCCAACUUCAUAUUCUAUCUUCUCUUCCCGAUCUUGCUGAUCUCUUCUCCAAUUAGUCGGCCUUUUCCAAAAAAGGAUCGAUAAGCAGUAUCUCUUGCAUCUUCUCUUGGAUCCAGCUCUGGUUUCUCCGUCUCCAUUGCUGGGUUUGCCGGCUCGUGUAGAUGGACUGGAGCUUCACCGGUGAUCUGAAUCUUUAUGGUGGUAAUUUUGCUGAGGAAUGGAUUUAUAUCUUUAGGUUUAGGCCGUUUUGACUCCAUUGAUUUGCGUAGGUGUGUCAGUUUUGUGAGAAGCUACUGAUUAAAGGAGCUUUUCUUUUGCAACUUAUUGUAAUGAAAUGCAAUUUCUGGUUCUUGAAUAUAACAAGCAUUUUGGGGUUCUUAUGGAAAAUUUGAUCACAAGCGAAACAUAAUUCAUAGUGAUCAACACUAAUGGGCGGACUUUGCUCGAGGAGAUCCACUGUAGAAAAUGCUCCAGUUGGAGGCUUUCGACAUGUUAAUGGUCACUUUGCUCAUGGGUCUGCAUUUGUGUGUCAGUCCCGUGAACUGCCUGCAAAGAUAAAUAGCCAUUCCAAUCCAUCUCCUGCUGGAGAGAAUGAGGACAAGCAGCUGAGAGAUCCCUUUUCUUUUCCCGAGACAAGUGCAGUUCCAUACGGUACAAGUCUAGGAGACAUUGAUGAUGGAAUUCCUCGCUUGUCAAGGGCACUAUCACAGAAAUCUAGGUCAACCAAGUCUAAGCAGGCUGCUGUUGCAAAGGUUUCAGAAGUUAGCUCUCUUUUGGGCAGAGCUGGUACUGCUGGACUUGGAAAGGCAGUGGAAGUUCUGGACACCCUCGGUAGUAGCAUGACGAAUUUGAAUCUUAGUAGUGGGUUUACUUCAGGGGUAACAACAAAAGGGAAUAAAAUCUCAAUUUUGGCUUUUGAAGUUGCAAAUACAAUAGUCAAGGGUGCCAAUCUGAUGCAAUCUCUUUCAAAGGACAACAUUAGACAUUUAAAAGAAGCCGUGCUUCCUUCUGAAGGAGUGCAAAAUUUAAUAUCUAGAGAUAUGGAUGAACUCCUAAGAAUUGCUGCAGCUGAUAAGAGAGAGGAGUUGAAAAUUUUUUCUGGAGAAGUGGUACGUUUUGGAAAUCGUUGUAAGGAUCCUCAGUGGCACAAUCUGGAUCGAUAUUUUGAGAAGCUGGGUUCAGAGCUUAUUCCACAAAAACAAUUAAAGGAAGAAGCAGAGACUGUAAUGGAACAAUUGAUGACUCUGGUCAAGUAUACAGCUGAACUAUAUCAUGAGUUGCAUGCCCUUGACAGAUUUGAACAAGAUUAUCGACGUAAGCUUCAAGAAGAGGAUAACUCAACUACUUCCCAAAGAGGAGACAGCCUUGCAAUCUUGAGAGCAGAGUUAAAGAGUCAAAAGAAACAUGUGAGAAGCUUGAAGAAAAAGUCUCUUUGGUCUAAGAUUUUGGAAGAGGUUAUGGAGAAGCUUGUAGAUAUUGUUCAUUUCUUGCAUUUGGAGAUUCAUGAAGCCUUUGGUAGUUCAGAUGGUGAUAAACCCAUAAAAGGGCCUCCCAACAGUCACAAAAAGUUGGGUUCUGCUGGUCUUGCAUUGCACUAUGCAAAUAUCAUUACACAAAUUGACACUCUUGUAUCUAGAUCAAGUUCUGUGCCUCCAAAUACAAGGGAUUCACUAUAUCAGGGGCUUCCACCCAGCAUCAAGUCAGCUCUGCGCUCUAAACUGCACUCAUUUCAGCUCAAGGAAGAGCUUACUGUCCCACAAAUCAAAGCUGAAAUGGAGAAAACUUUGCAGUGGCUUGUUCCUAUUGCCACCAACACAACCAAAGCGCAUCAUGGGUUUGGCUGGGUUGGAGAAUGGGCAAAUACAGGGUCUGAACUGAAUCGAAAACCUGCAGGCCAGACUGACUUGCUUAGAAUAGAGACCUUACACCAUGCAGAUAAGGAAAAAACUGAAGCUUAUAUUUUAGAUCUUGUAGUAUGGCUUCACCAUCUUAUUAGCCAAGCACGGGCUUGCAAUGGUGGAAUCAAAUCUCCUGGUAAAUCACCAAUCCGGUCUCCCAAUCAGAAAAUGGUUCACUUAUCUACACAGAAGCCCUCAUCCCCAGUGUUAACAGUCGAAGAUCAAGAGAUGCUUCGGGACGUCAGCAAGAGGAAAAAGACACCUGGUAUUAGCAAGAGUCAGGAAUUUGACACAACAAAAACUCGGUUAAGCAAGCACCAUAGGCUGAGUAAGAGCAGUAGCCACUCACCAACAAGUGAAACGAAGAAGGAUCCCUUCCCUAUUAGAAGACCAUCCUCGGUCCCCAUCAUCAACUUCGACAUUGACAGGAUCAAAGCAUUGGAUGUCAUUGAUCGAGUCGACAUGCUUUGGAGCUUAUAGGGUUGCAUCAAGCAUUGGAUGUCAUUGAUCUGUAGGUAAAAGGGUUUGUGGUCUGGUUCGAAAGAAGUUCAUCUGCUGCAUCUUUUCCAUGUCUGGUGCUAUAUACUUAAUACUGGUUUGUUUGCAGAGCGGAUGAUUUUGCAGGGUUACCAAGCAGAUGAGGAGUGACACACCAUUGUGUCUGUGAGAAAAUGCAAGGUGAAGAAGUGUUUUUAAAGGGAAUUUAAUUGUUUUAGGAUUAAAGUGGAUGGAAGGCCAUGGCAAGGCUAUCGUUUUUCCACCUCUGUGUUUUUUUGUUCCUGUACAGAAUACUCAUCGUUUCAUAAUAAUUCAAAAUUCCGUUC
Messenger RNA from Rubroshorea leprosula, 2852 nucleotides. NCBI's taxonomy places the organism in Eukaryota, Viridiplantae, Streptophyta, Magnoliopsida, Malvales, Dipterocarpaceae. The record is from the annotation of a GenBank genome assembly.